AUGCUCUUUUCAGCCAUUCUUCUGGGUAUGUCUUAUAUAUUUAUUUUACUUUGAACAUGUUUAGGUGUAAUAUUCACUCUUCCCACCGCAUCCUCACAAUUAUUGGGACUAGGUUGGCCAUUCAAUUUGGGAUACAAUAGAUACUAUGGAGGGCGAUGCUGUCAAAAUUAUUAUAGUAAGUGGACUAAUAUCGAUUUAUUUUUGAUGUGAAGUGUAAUAUAAAUUAAUCUUAUAUCUCAUAAUAACAUGUUAUAACACCAAAUUUUUAGACCCUUGCACAAACCCGUGCGCCAACAAUUACGGCUAUAACUCGUUCUAUCGGCCUUUAGGGAUGGGUUACGGUAUGCCGGGUUACGGUAAUGGCUUAGGGAUGCCGGGUUAUGGAGCAGGAUUUGGAGGAAUUGGAGGGUAUCCGGGGUGAGUAAUCUACUGCCUAUGUAUACAACAAUCAUGACAAAUUUAUAUCACUACCUUAUAUUUUCAGUGCGGGUUACGGUACUGGCUUCGGAAUGCCCGGAAUGGGACUAAUGGAAAACUAUGGUGGACUGGGUGGUAUGGGAUAUGGAGGAGGCAUCGGAACAAGUAUAUUCGACAAUCCCGGGCUCUACGGGAUCACCGGGAAUCUACCUUAUGGCGCUAUGAUGGACCCUGCAUUGGCUAGGCCGGGCAUUGGAAUAGGGCCUUAUGGAUUCGGCAAUAUUAGGUACAAGGAGAAGAAGUCGACAAAAGAAGACGAACAGGAGAGAAGCUCAAGCGAUUCGGCCAACAUAUUAACCAUGGAUCAACUGGUCGAAAAGAAAAAAUAA
Messenger RNA from Bursaphelenchus xylophilus (pine wood nematode), 806 nucleotides. NCBI's taxonomy places the organism in Eukaryota, Metazoa, Nematoda, Chromadorea, Rhabditida, Aphelenchoididae. The record is from the annotation of a GenBank genome assembly.